AUGAAGGAAAAAAUCAGGACUAUUGCAGAAAAAAUUACUAAAUAGAAAAGAAACAAAAAUAAGCUUAUUAUAAACAACAAAGUAAAAAAUCUGCUUGAUAAAUUUCGUAUAUAAAAGAGCUCAGAUACUUAAUCAAUGAGUACUUUAAAUUCGACCAAUUUUAAUGAAAUGAGCUUGUCUAGGUCACCGACUAUAAUACAAUCAUAAAACUCCUCAAAGCUAAAAAGUGCUCUGACAAACUAAAAUAACGUAUAUUAAGUUUAGAAGGCUCAAACGACUUGCAAUAGCCCUCUAAAGUUAUAUCAUCACUAAAAAUCAUUGUUUCAUAAUCCGACUGAAAAUUGUAUGUUUGGAACAUAGGAUUAAGCAGAUCCUAGACUAUAUUAGCCUCCUAGAUAUAAAUUUUCUGAUAAAGUAGAGAUUAAAGGCUUCAAGUUUAACUUAGUUUAAACUGAGACUGAAUCAUCAAGGAACUCAUUUAGAAAGAGUGUUAAACUAUUUCACGAUCCCAAUAAGCUUUGA
Messenger RNA from Stylonychia lemnae, 522 nucleotides. The record is from the annotation of a GenBank genome assembly. NCBI's taxonomy places the organism in Eukaryota, Ciliophora, Spirotrichea, Sporadotrichida, Oxytrichidae.